AUGACUUCUUUUCAACUACAGAAGGAUUUUCCAUCUACUCUUAUUGAAUCAUCACCCGAGUUAAGUUUAAAUGCUAUCCACUUCAGUAAUCAGAUACUUAUUCAAAUUCGUCUCGAUAGCGAAUUAGACUCCGCAUAUGAAGUGACCGAGCAAGGGUUAGCUGAAAUGGAGGGAGUUAACUCAGAAUUGGGUUACACAAACAAUGUAGAAGAAUCUAAUGAUGAUACUCAAUUAGCAAAUGACGAUCUAUCAACCUACCAUAUCGUUGGUAAACUUGGCGAUCCAGAUAACUCUAAAUUAAAGGUAGUAUGUUCCCAAAUUGCCAAAUUGUAUAAUACUGUCAUUAUACCGAAUUUGGGCAUGGAGAAGUGUCCCAUACUGAUAUCAAUCAGCAGCAAGCUUUGGAGAACGCAAAAUGAGGCAACCCACGCUAAUGAUUUCGGUAAACUUGUAUUUCUGUUGGGGAGUAUUAAAGAGAUGUAUACUAUAUAG
Molecule: messenger RNA, 492 nt
Organism: Naumovozyma castellii
Lineage: Eukaryota; Fungi; Ascomycota; Saccharomycetes; Saccharomycetales; Saccharomycetaceae
Gene: IRC25
Product: Irc25p
Exons: 1
Coding region: 1-492 (163 amino acids)
Source: RefSeq, a predicted model, not a curated record